Messenger RNA from Salvelinus sp. IW2-2015, 589 nucleotides. RefSeq names its product ictacalcin-like. Gene Ontology annotation, molecular function: calcium-dependent protein binding; transition metal ion binding; calcium ion binding. Gene Ontology annotation, cellular component: cytoplasm. The record is from RefSeq and is a predicted model, not a curated record. NCBI's taxonomy places the organism in Eukaryota, Metazoa, Chordata, Actinopteri, Salmoniformes, Salmonidae.
CUCACUCUCUCUCACUUUCUACUUUGCUCUCUCAUUCUUCCCACAUCUCGUCACCAUGUCUGGGAUCCAGCAGGCCAUGUCUCUCCUCAUCGCCUCCUUCCACAAGUACUCUGGGAAGGAGGGGGACAAGCUGACCCUCAGCAAGGUUGAGCUGAAAGAGCUGCUCCAGGCUGAACUAGGGGAGAUGCUGGGGAAAGCCAGUGACAAGUCAGCAGUGGACAGAAUCUUCAAGGACCUGGACUCUAACAAAGACAACACUGUUGACUUCAAGGAGUAUGUCACUCUGGUGUCCUGCCUCACGGUGAUGUGCAAUGACUUCUUCGUAAAGAAGUAGAGCACUUUCGCCACCUAGCGGCCGUCAUGCAAAACUGCAGGAGGAGACUUCCAUUUUCUCUCCACUAAACAGAGAUUUCACGGGAGGGAGAUACACUUGGAGGACAAUGACAUGCAAACACAGUGAAGCAGCGUAGAGUAGUAAUAUUACAGUAAUAGGUAAUAGUCAGGUUGAAUCUGUGAAUGUGUCCUUGUAAUGCAAAUCCAUUGAUCAACAAAUUAGAUCAAUAAACAAUUUAGAUGAGUAUGCUCAGCC